Molecule: messenger RNA, 474 nt
Organism: Naegleria gruberi
Lineage: Eukaryota; Heterolobosea; Eutetramitea; Acrasida; Naegleriidae
Exons: 1
Coding region: 1-474 (157 amino acids)
Source: RefSeq, a predicted model, not a curated record
AUGGGAAACUCACAUAGAAAGGAACCAUCUCGUUCGGCAUCAUCCACUCUUAAGCAAUCUAACUUGCAAUGUUCAUUAGCCAAGUUCUAUAACCAAGUCCCAAUAGAAGUACAAGUUUACACCAUGUCAUUUCUCCCACUCGAUCAAAUUCCUAACUUGUUUACAAUCAACAAAUUACUUUAUCAGGAAAUGAAAAUCAAUGAUCAAAUAUUUGCAAAUUACUAUGAGCACACCAGGAAGGAAAACAUAAAAAGUUCAUCAUACCGUUCCCCAGUGUUUAAAAAGAUGCCCAAAAACAUUACACGUUACAAAUUGAGAAAGUCGAAUUCCUCUGACGAAUUCGAGAUCUCGAAUUGUUCUGAUUUAGAAAAUGGAUAUUGUGAAAAUUACAACAAGUUGAAACAAGCUUUUGAUGAUGUAAAGAGAUUUGAAUAUAAGAUAAUGAAUGCUCAUCGUUCGGUGGAGUGCAAAUAA